AAGUGUAUUAAAACCAACGGCACCGUUGCAGAGAAGGGGGGGUGGGGGGAGGUGGAAGAUGAUUUAUUUUACAAAUGAUAUGGGCCAGAGAGCUUGACUGAGCAAGGAAGUGUAUUGUGGCAGUCCGCAAUGGCUGAGAAAGUGCGCUGCUUCCUCAUAAAAGAUUAGCCUUUUCUGAAACUCUCAAGUCUGCACAUGUUAAGAUUGUUUGCAUUUUUUUAAAAAAUGGAAACAAUCGAACCCGUUUUCUUUUUGGAGGGGGUCGGGCUGGGAAUGUCCUUAAGUGCUAAGCUGCGCAUGGGUGCUAUAAUGCGGGAGAAAAAAGAAGAUUUGCUUUCCUUCUCCAUAUGCAGGAAAAACAAGGUUUUGAUGAAAUAGCCAAGGAAAACGCAUGUGGAAAACCCCGGGAUUGUUGCCCCGCGUCAGUGUCAAGAAAACCCUGCAGGCACAAAGGAUUUUCCUGGGAGAUACGUUGAAGACAAGUCCUUGCCAUGAAACCACUCACAGAAGAAGCUGUAGAACAAUACAUUCAGAAUAAGGUGGACCUGAGGCACCGAACAGUGGCCAAAACGGUGGAUGAAGUGCAAAAAAUCAUACAACGGCUUACCACCGAAAUUAGCAACAAGGAUUCUCGUUUCCAGGCAAUUUCUAACUCUGGGAUUCAUAAUGAAAACAUGAAGGUCUUAACACCCGGCCAGUUCCUCAUUACCGUUCCCUUGCUUGGCCUUUCUGGGUACAAAGAAGGCCAGGUACGGCACUGGCGCUACUACACGACGCAUGGAGCCAAGCUCCUGUCUCCUGUCAGGGACCCGGAGGAGUUGCAGCAGUGGCUGGAAGUGGAGCAGUUCUCCAAGAGCCUCCAACAGUGGCAUGAGCCAGAUGUGAACAUCGAGGGUGACAUCGUGCCUGCCAAGGUCCUGGCUGUCUUCAGAGAACUUGUGGAGAAAGCGAUCGUAUCUCACCAUCUCGCGGACCGAGUCAGCAUUUUGGAAGGCUUCAGUCCGGUGGUCCAUGUUGCUGUUGAGACCCCUGAUGUCCAGGUUGAGGUUGAGCUGGUUCCAACAAUUGAGAUCCCAACUUGUUGGCCUCGGAAAAUCAAGUGGCCCCGGUGUUUCAAGCGCUGGCCUAGCCAGGAAAAAGUGCAAUGCGUCAAGUCUUUUGGCUUUGACCUCUUGGCCUCUUCCAAUUACCACUGGUACCUGAGCUUCUUGAGAGCUGAGCACAUCCUGAUGCAGGGACUCGAUGAGGACGGCGGUUGCCGCAUGAUGUGCUUCCGGGUUAUGAGGCAGAUGAAGGAAGAUGUCUGGUGUGCAGGAAAUAAGCCAGUCCUCACAGCCUUCCACCUGCAGAUGGUGCUUUUCUGGACGUGCGAGAAGUACCCUCGCUCCAAGGACUGGUCCUGCUUCCGCAAAGGCUUCCUGCGGAUGGUUCGCAAGUUGCACAAAUGUGUGAGCCAGCACUUCCUGAAGCAUUACUUCAUCAAAGGCACCAACCUGCUGAAGUAUGCCAACACCAACGACCUGGAUAUGGUAGCAGGCAAGCUGGCUGUCUUCUUGGAAAACCCUACGCUUCCUCUGGACUGAGAGAGAUGGACAAGCAGACUCCUGAACCAGGUUUUGCCCUGUUCCUUAGUUCUUCCGUGUGGUGAGUAGUGAGGACCGACACCUGGGAGCAAACUCUUCUGUCUUCUGCCUCUCCGUGAUUAGUUUGCUUAAGUCUCACCUUUUGGAUCUGGAGCCAGCCAGCCUCUUUUGCAGAAACUCAGCCUGUUGAGAGUGGAUGGGCAGAGACUGCUACCUACUUCUAUUUUGUACCUUCUCUAGAUGGGCUAAGCUCAAAAGCAGUUUGACAUAUUUGGAUCCAGAGCUGAGCACGCUGUGUUUGCUUCUCCUGGUCAGCAAAAUUGGGGUGAAAGAUAAAGAACUGUUGUGCAUUUAUCAAUGCGCUAAAAAGUUGGUGGGGAGCAUCUUGAAAAAUCUGAUGGGGUGUGUGUGUGUGUGUGUGUCUCAAAGUCCUUGAUCUGUUGUUGAAUGAACCUUACUUGUUGGUUGCUAAAUAUCCCCGUUGCCUCUUUCGGUUUUCCCUCCUUCUUGCCCCCAACAGUUACCUUCUCUUGUUUUUAGGAAUAGCCAAUGUCUGUCUGCAUGGACAGCAGGAAAAAAUAAUAAUAGUAAUUUUUUGUUUAUACCCUGCCCAUCUGGCUGGGCUUCCCCAUCCACUCUGCGCGGCUUCCAACAAAAUAUUAAAAUACAGUAAUCCAUCAAACAUUAAAAGCUUCCCUAAAUAUAUAUAUAGAUUCCAUAAAUAUAUAUAAAUGAAAGGAGCACCAUAAUAAAUGCAUCUGGGGAAUGCAUGCAACUGGAUCCAAGUCAAAAAGCCCGCCAGUUAUUAUCUUGUCUGGAAGCUAGUGGCAUGUGUUGCUCGUUUUAGUUUGUGUUCACAAAGAGCACAAUAUCUACAAAAUGUACUCUAGUAAAAUCCAGUCUUUAAGCCAACAGAGGCAGGAUGCCUCGUAAUACAGUCUAAGUUCUGGCAUUGCGAAUCCUCCCCUCUCUCUUUUGUCUCUUUGUAACAUGGGAUGUAGCCCUCAAGUGUGUGAAUGAGAAUAUGGGCUUCCAGUGUUUGUUGCUACCUUUGUUCAUGCCAUGUUACCAGCUUUCCUGCAGUGGCAUUCAGAAGUGGUCCUGACUGCGAAGGGAUACUUAUUUUUCUGUGCAAUGUUCAGGGUUUUGUCUUUUAACCAGAGACCCUUUAACGGUUCAGUAGAGCGCAUGCUAGAAUAAAAUGUUUUUUUCCUCAAUUAGUUACACUUGUGGACAGCCGAUGGCAUGGAUAAACAAUGGUAAAGGUUUUUUAAA
This is a messenger RNA of Zootoca vivipara (common lizard), 2858 nucleotides long. RefSeq names its product mab-21 like 3 (gene MAB21L3). Lineage: Eukaryota; Metazoa; Chordata; Lepidosauria; Squamata; Lacertidae. The record is from RefSeq and is a predicted model, not a curated record.